AUGCUGAGAUCCCUCUUCCGCUCCUCGAGCACCGCCUACCCGCAGAGACAGUGCUUUUUCUGCCUCACCACCUCCGUCAUCCUGCCCCCCUACGAUGGGAGUUCAGGCACCGCCGACCUCGCCGGCGGCACCCGCGACCCCGCCGCGUCCACCUCGGCGCUGACCAUCUCGACGGGCACGCCCGAAAGCUGGUUCUGCUCGUCGUGCCACUGCCACAACACGUUCCACCCAGACGGAUCCUUCCACGACCAGUGGACCCGUCCGAUGUGGGAUGAGCAGUGGAAUCGAGAUCGUAGCCAGCUCCUCAAGCACAGGACGCCUCGUGCGGCUGCUGGACCGGCGCCGGGCGCAGAUGGUACCUCCGCCCCGCAGCCUCGCGAGCAGCAGCAGCAGCAGCAGCAGCAUUACCAGCUCAAUGGCUCGGCCUUCCCACAACAAUCGAACGCAUACGACGGCGAUGGGCGGCCCACCUUCUGCCACACAUGUCAGACCAACCAGACGCUCCAGAUGAACCUGCUCGCCGACUACAUCCCCGACGAGCACGACCCAGAGUACGCCCAAAAGGUCCGGGACCUGCCAGCCUACACCGCCUCAAUCGCAGCUCGGUAUCCGAGCGUCUGCGAGAGAUGUGCGCCUGCUGUGCAGGAAACCAUCCUGCAGCGCGAUCAGAUGGCCAGGUCCUGGUCGCUCGCCCAGUGGCUGGCAGGCAAGAAGGGCUCUGGCAAGGCGGCCGGAAUCAGCAAUCCGCACGGCGGCAGGCUACCGAUAGGCUCGUCAGGUCCACCUGCGCAACAUGGCGGUGCGGAACACCCUGCGUCGCGCUCGGCGACCCGGCCGGCUGCUGCAGGUACCGGGCUUGCCUGGGCGUAUCGAGGCAGCUGCUGGCUGCUCGGCACCGCAGCGGUUUUUGCGGGGUACGCCUUCGCAGCACUGAGGCCCCUCGUCGUCCGCGAGUGGCUCAUGAUCGCCGACUACCUCGUCCACGAAGAGCCGCUCUCGAUGGCAAGCAUCGCGACGCUGGGCGGCCUCGUCGUUCUCGUCAAGGCGCUCCUCACUGGCCAUGGAUGGGACCCGACCGCGCGACGCGUGGCCAAGGCGAGGCAGCGCGGAGUACGCCCGGAAACGCUCGGGCUGGAGCAGUGGUGGUCCUUCCAGCAGGCUGUGCUGUUGCUGCGCCUGGCUAUCCUCGGUGCCGUCGUCGUUUGGCUUGCAGCAUCGAGCUGGACCUCUCUGCCCUUGAUCUCGUCGAUGUCAGAGCAGGCCAUCCGGACCUCAGGAGCGGCCGCCGUAUCGACCGACGUGCUUCUGGUUGCGCUCUCGCUCUGUCGCCUGCGCGUCCGGAUGCCGCCGGCUCUGCGCCUCGUCUCCCGGCCGCUCUCUGUCUCGACGUCGCGAAGACCGGAAGCGGCGAGCCUGGAUCCGGCCGACGAGGCGUUCCGCUCGCUUUCGCUGGCCGAGCAGAGGCACGGGCUGGCGCAGCAGCCGAUCAGCCAUCAUCAGCCGCGCCGUUGGGAUGGCCAGCUCGUACCGAUGUUGCAAGCGGCAGCACCCGCAUCGACGGCAGCAGGCCGGCGCGCUCCCGAUCCUUGGCCGUCGUCCCACGCCCCAUCUGCCCUGGUCCGGGACCGCGAUGGCGAUGAGAUUAUGCACUACAGUCCUCCGCCCGACGGACUGCAAGCGCUGGACGAGAACCCGAGCUUCGACGACGACGACGACGACGACGGCGACGACGACCGCCUCCCUGCAUCCAUGGUCGCUGCCACCUCUUCUAACGCUGGACGAUCUUGGCAGCCGAACCCACAUCUGUGGUCGAAGGGCAGCAGAUCAGGCACGAUGGAGAUGCGCAACGUCGCUACGGCCCGUGCACGGCCGACCGAGGCGUACGACUUCAAGCUGGGCCCGCAGCAGUUCUGGGGACCCGAGAAUCCGACCGGAUUGGAGGACGUGUUCGGCAAAGCCAUCAAGCUCGUCGACGACGACGACGACGACGGUGGUGGCAAAGACAAUGGCCCGGGACAGGAUGGUGAUGGUGGCGGUGGUGGCAAGGGCUGGAAGCGGUUCCUCGGCCUAGGUUGA
Pseudozyma flocculosa PF-1 is the source of this 2076-nucleotide messenger RNA. RefSeq lists its product as uncharacterized. Gene Ontology annotation, cellular component: nuclear inner membrane; microtubule organizing center attachment site; chromosome, centromeric core domain. The record is from RefSeq and is a predicted model, not a curated record. Gene Ontology annotation, biological process: nuclear inner membrane organization. The coding region runs from base 1 to 2076 and encodes 691 amino acids. NCBI's taxonomy places the organism in Eukaryota, Fungi, Basidiomycota, Ustilaginomycetes, Ustilaginales, Ustilaginaceae. The transcript has a single exon.